Molecule: messenger RNA, 219 nt
Organism: Adineta steineri
Lineage: Eukaryota; Metazoa; Rotifera; Eurotatoria; Adinetida; Adinetidae
Source: the annotation of a GenBank genome assembly
AUGGAGCAUAUAUUAGCACAGAUCGGUAUUCUUGCUGGUGGUAUAGUUGCAGGCAGUAUUUUGACUAAGAUUAUUUUCUCACUUGGACACAAAAUGAAAAGGGCUGUUCAUCCAAAAGAUGGAUCUUAUAAUUAUUAUCAACAACCAUAUUAUCAACAUGCUGGAUAUAAUCAUGCAGGAUAUAAUCCUUAUCAAACAACUGGUUACUAUUAUAAUUAA